AAACAAAACUCACUUACCAAUCUCAUCCCUACACAAACACACACACCCAGGGUGGUGGCAUAGCCUCUAGGACUGUCUGAGCUAGUCUGUCCACGCCCGUAUCUGUUCAAACACCUGUCAGCUUGUCACACAGCCAGUCACACUCCCUCUCUCUCCGUUCACACACAGACCUAGCAAUCUUUUACCUAUACUUUUGUCUCUCACCUGCUCUCACUCUACCUGUGUGGGAUUCUCUACAGUUUGGGAGACCGUCUGUGGAUACAGUAUCCAGUGAAAGGAGUCCAUGGAGGAAUCAUAGGAACCAGAUUGGGAGCCAGUGGAGGAAUCAUAGGAACCAGAUUGGGAGCCAGUGGAGGAAUCAUAGGAACCAGAUUGGGAGCCAGUGGAGGAAUCAUAGGAACCAGAUUGGGAGCCAGUGGAGGAAUCAUAGGAACCAGAUUGGGAGCCAGUGGAGGAAUCAUAGGAACCAGAUUACAAACGACCCGACUAUGUCAAAAGAGGGGGACAGAACAUCAGUGUUGAAGACCUCUAAGGUUCGGACCAAGCUGAAGGGAGAUGCCAGCUGGAUGCAGAGACUCAGUGAACCUCAGUCUGAAACAGAGGAGAAACCAUGGAUGGCAGAAGUUAGAGUGAAUCGACUGAAUGGAGCCCCUAUAGACACCAGCCAAGUGGCCUCGCCCACAUCCAAGAACCCUCCCUCCCCCACCAGACCUGCAGAAGACGGAGGGUUUUUCACCAAGACAGACACCAAGCCUGCUGCCACCUCAUCUACAUCCAAUGGCUUCAGUGGAUCAACAUCCAGCUUCACCAAGAGGCCUUCAGAGAGCUACAAGAGAAUAGCUCCUCACACAGUGCGUCCCACCUCAAACCUCCCAGUUCAAGCUGAGGACCAGCUUUCUCCAGAGGAGAAGGAGAAACGGGAGGAAGCAGCCAUGAACGUGCUCAAGACCUCUUCAGUCCGACAACGCUCCUAUGUCCUCUCAACCGCCAAUAAAUAUGAUUGUACUGACAAACCACCAGAAAUCUCCCUGACCACAGAUGUUCCAUCUUUUGUGGCUAAAAGGGUGGUGAUCACAGACAAUGAUGACUCUGUCUUCACUGAGACUCCCUCUGUCCCCAAAGAACCAGCUGCACCAUCUGUGAAAGACGUCCCUCCUGUAUGUGUGAAAGAUGUCUCUCCUGUGUCUGUGAAAGAUGUCUCUCCUGUAUCUGUGAAAGACGUCUCUCCUGUAUGUGUGAAAGAUGUCUCUCCUGUAUGUGUGAAAGAUGUCUCUCCUGUGUCUGUGAAAGAUGUCUCUCCUGUAUCUGUGAAAGACGUCCCUCCUGUAUGUGUGAAAGAUGUCUCUCCUGUAUGUGUGAAAGAUGUCUCUCCUGUGUCUGUGAAAGAUGUCUCUCCUGUGUCUGUGAAAGAUGUCUCUCCUGUAUCUGUGAAAUAUGUCUCUCCUGUAUGUGUGAAAGAUGUCUCUCCUGUAUCUGUGAAAGAUGUCUCUCCUGUUUGUGUGAAAGAUGUCUCUCCUGUAUCUGUGAAAGAUGUCUCUCCUGUUUGUGUGAAAGACGUCCCUUCUGUAUGUGUGGAGGACAUCCAUGUAUGUGUGAAAGACGUCCUCCUUCCAACCCCCGUCAUAGUUGACACCCCAGCAGUGAUUGACCCUUAUGAGGGCAUGAAGCCAGGGCGUACCAAAGUAGCCACUGAGCUGUCCCCAGAGAGUAGUGUCCUGUUGAAAGUAGUCUCCCCAGUGUCCCCUGUUCCAUACAAACCAGUGAAGUCAGAUCCUGCCCCAGUGGACACUCUGACAGCCCUGUCUGACACGCUCAUCUCCUUCGACACAGGUUCAUCAAGCUCCAAAGUUCCUGACCCAGUAUGGACAGAGACAGCAGAGCCAGAGGACAGAUUGCAUGGUGAGCCAAUCCCUCAGCUCAUGGUUGAUGAUCUCCUUUCUCUCACUAACGGGUCAUCUGACAGUGAUUCACCAUGGGAUAGAUGGAGUGCACCAACUGUCUAUAAAGAGAAGGAGGACAGUUCUAGCUCAUUCUCCAGGACCUUGGACAGCUCUGCCAACCAGAGACCCAAGUCACCAGACACUGAUUCCAAGAAGUGUUUUGUGUAUCUGAAGGAGUAUGUGGACGUUACAGAUCUAACCAAGCACAACACUAGAGACAACGAUCCUGACCAUGUAACGUCUAGUUCUACCAACCAUUCCUACAGUAGCCCCUCCUUUUACACCAGGUCUACCAUGACGUCUGCCUGUACGUACUGUGGAGAGCAGGUGGGCAACGAUGCCAAGAUCACCAUCGAGCACCUCAACAUCUCCUGCCACCCGGCCUGCUUCAAGUGUGGUGUUUGCAGUAAGCCAAUGGGAGACUUUCUGUUCAACAUGUUCCUGCACAAAGGGAAAGUCCACUGUGAGAGCUGCUACGCCAACGUCUUGUAGGAUGCUUCUUUUCCUUGUCUCCUCGUCUCUUUUCCUUCAUGGCCACUGAGAGGUGACAAUACUGGAUGGCUGAUAUAACUACUCUUUCCCAUCAAGACCUGUCGUCUGGUAAUAGACAAGGACACUGCACCUUGAGUUUGACAUGAAUUUCCAUGUGUGAGAUUUUGUUUUCAUACCUUUGUAUGGAUCCUACUGAAUUGCAUGAGGUUAACACUGGAACUCUAUGGCAGGUAUUCUAUGGUUUAAAGAGAAUAAUAUGAUAAAAUUACUGAUAUUGUCUUCCGUCCAUUUGAAUGAACACAUUUUUUGUCUUUUUUUUCUCCUUAAAGGACCAGUGCAGUCAAAAAGCUUGAUUUUCCUGUGUUUGACAUAUAAUGUAUUUCUACGCUAUGAGGUCGGAAUAAUUGUAACGUGUGUGGAGGACCAAGACGCAACAGGGAAGUGUAUAAUCAUCUUCUCUUUUUAAUAUAUAAGAAGGAGAAACAAAAUAAACACAUAUACAAUUAACAGAAACGACACUAACAGUUCUGUCAGGUGACAAGCACAAAAGAGAAUACAACUACCCACAAUCCACAAUACAAACACACCCCUAAUUAUAGGACCUUCAAUCAGAGGCAACGAUAGACAGCUGCCUCCAACUGAAGGCCCCAACACCAAUGAACUAAACAUAGAAAUACAAAUGACUAGGCAGAACAUAGAAAUAAACUAACAUAGAACAAUAACCAAAACCCUGGACUAAUAAAUCAAAUACCCCUCUCUACAUGGACACAUACACACAACCACCCUGAACCACAUAAAACAAAUACCCCCUGCCACGUCCUGACCAAACUAAACACUAACAAAUAACACCUUUACAGGUCAGAACGUGACAAUAAUACUGCGAAAUUGGGAAAAUUAUGAUAAUUCCCUUUAAGUGUGUAAGCUCUGUUUGAAAAGACCGCCAGAAAUGUCUGCUUGUUUUAGUGGGAGGAGUUUUGGCCAGCCUGGCGGCGUCACCAGGUGGUAUGCGAAUAUCAACUAGUUCUCAUCAUACAUAUCCUUCCCAUUAGGCUCGUCCAGUUAGGACUCUCACUCAGGCCUAGCAAAAUAAUUUUUUGAGAAAUUGCUCUUUGCUUAGAAGCUAUUUUUGUUUCUUUUUGACCAUUUUAAUUGAAAAUAAUCACAGCGAGGUAAUUAAUUACCCAGAAAUUGUUUGAUAUUGAGAUAAAAACGGCUGCAUUGGACCUUUAAUGUCAUAACUUUGUGAAUUUAUUGUGAAAUAUGUAGGAACUGUAUGUAAAAGUCUCUAAAUAUUAUUAUGUAAUGACACGAUUUAACUGGGAACUGGCUAUGUAGAUUAGCAGUUGGGUACAAUUUCCUAAUUCCAUGCUUGACUAUGCAAAGUAAAUAACUCUAUAUGUUUUUUUUUCAAUUUUCAUUUUUAAUUGUCUGAUGCCUUUUCCUCACAAUAAACAAUAAAAACAGAUUUACAUAAACAUUA
Salmo salar (Atlantic salmon) is the source of this 3912-nucleotide messenger RNA. RefSeq lists its product as uncharacterized. Lineage: Eukaryota; Metazoa; Chordata; Actinopteri; Salmoniformes; Salmonidae. The record is from RefSeq and is a predicted model, not a curated record.